AUGAUGACCAUGAACGGCAAGCAGCAUUUCUCCAUGCACCCGGCUCUGCACGAGCCCAAGUAUCCCGGCCUGCACUCAGGCUCGGAGGGCAUGCGCAGAGUCUGUCUGCCCGCCCCGCAGCUGCAGGGCAAUAUAUUCGGAGGCUUUGAUGAGAGCCUGCUGGCACGGGCAGAGGCUCUGGCGGCUGCUGACAGCAUUGUCUCUCACGGCAAGAGUCACCCGUUCAAACCAGACGUGACUUACCAUACCAUGAGCAGUGUCCCCUGUACCUCAGCCUCCUCUUCUUCCUCCACCACUGUGCCCAUCUCCCACGUCCCCUCCACCAUCGCCUCCCACCACCACCACCACCACCUCGGACAGACCCUGGAGGCCGGGGACCUCCUGGACCACCUCUCCACCAGCCUGGCCGUGACCGGGAUGGGUGCUCCAGAGCCUCCAGGGAUGACCACGCCGGCGCACCACCACCAGCAUCCUCACCACCACCUGCAGACCAUGGGGCAGCUGCACCAGGCGAUGGCCACCAUGGCCCACCCUCACUCCCUGUCAGUGCACGGGGGCAUGGCGUGCGUCAACGACGUGGAGUCGGAUCCCAGGGAGCUGGAAGCCUUCGCCGAGCGGUUCAAGCAGAGGAGGAUCAAACUCGGGGUGACCCAGGCGGACGUCGGGUCAGCGCUGGCCAACCUCAAGAUUCCCGGAGUGGGGUCCUUGAGCCAGAGCACCAUCUGCAGGUUCGAGUCCCUCACCUUGUCCCACAACAACAUGAUAGCGCUCAAGCCGGUUCUCCAGGCCUGGCUGGAGGAAGCCGAGGCUGCGUACCGGGAGAAAAGCAGCAAGCCGGACCUAUUCAACGGGAACGAGAGGAAAAGAAAGCGCACUUCCAUCGCGGCGCCGGAGAAGCGCUCUUUGGAGGCUUACUUUGCCAUCCAGCCCCGACCCUCCUCGGAAAAAAUUGCGGCCAUCGCCGAGAAACUGGACCUGAAAAAGAAUGUGGUUCGAGUGUGGUUUUGCAACCAGCGGCAAAAACAGAAACGAAUGAAAUACUCUGCGGUGCACUGA
Toxotes jaculatrix (banded archerfish) is the source of this 1056-nucleotide messenger RNA. It is a transcript of the gene pou4f3, whose product is annotated as POU class 4 homeobox 3. Gene Ontology annotation, molecular function: DNA-binding transcription factor activity, RNA polymerase II-specific; RNA polymerase II cis-regulatory region sequence-specific DNA binding. Lineage: Eukaryota; Metazoa; Chordata; Actinopteri; Toxotidae. Bases 1 to 1056 code for a protein of 351 amino acids. Gene Ontology annotation, biological process: regulation of transcription by RNA polymerase II. The record is from RefSeq and is a predicted model, not a curated record. The transcript has 2 exons.